CCCCCGCCCCUUUUUCUGUUGGUACUUUCUCAGCUACCGGACGGAUCCGUUUACUUUGGGAGGGUUUCGGCGAUCCGCGAACCUCCCGUCGACUCGUCCCUGCCCGUCUCCGCAGCGGCCCUGAAGGGCACCAGGUGUGAUGCGCACCCGGCAAUCCGCCCGUCUCGGAUGAGGGGGUCUUUCUCCGGAACAAGGUGGUGAGAGCUCCCCCCCUCCUCCUCCUCCACCCUCCUCCUCCUCCUCCUCCUCCUCCACGCCCUGUGCAUUUUUAUUAUCGAUAGCCGCCCGCCACCAUGUCCCCUCCGGCAUCGGCCGCCACAGCGAGUGACAGCAGUGCGACCACCGUCUUCGAGGAGGACUCCAGGGAGGAGCAGCAAAGACCCCUGAAGCAAUCUCUGAGCAAGUCGCUGUGCCGGGAGAGCUUUUGGAAAUGCCUGCUCCUGUCGCUUCUCAUGUAUGGCUGCAUGGGAGCGAUGGUCUGGUGUCACGUCACCAAGGUGACCCGUCUCACCUUUGACAGCGCCUUUAAAGGGAAAUCCAUGAUGUACCACGACAGUCCCUGCUCUGACGGCUACAUCUACAUCCCCCUGGCCCUGCUGGCCAUGCUUUACCUGGUCUACCUCGUGGAGUGCUGGCACUGUCACGUGAAGAGCGAGCUGCAGCACAAAGUGGACGUGGAGGGCAUCUACGAGCGCAUCGAAAGGAUGCAGCAGGCCAAACCGUGCAUCUGGUGGAAGGCCAUCAGCUACCACUACGUCCGCCGAACGCGGCAGGUCACGCGCUACCGCAACGGAGACGCUUACACUAGCACGCAGGUUUACCACGAACGCGUCAACACCCACGUGGCAGAGGCUGAAUAUGACUACGGCCACUGUGGCGUCAAAGACGUGUCGAAGCAGCUGCUGGGCUUGGAGAAGUCUGCCCUCACAAAGAUGCGUUUCACCAAGUGCUUCAGUUUUGCCAACGUGGAGUCCGAGAAUUCCUACCUGACGCAACGGGCGAGGUUUUUCACUGAUAACGAGGGCCUCGACGACUACAUGGAGGCCAGGGAGGGCAUGCACCUGAAGAACAUCGACCUGAAGGAGUACGUCAUGGUGCUGUCCGACCCGGAGCGCCACCCUUGGUACUUCUCCCACUACGUCUUCUGGUGUGCCUCGUUCUUCACUUUCUCCUGGCCUCUCAGAGUCUUCAUCGAGUACCACACCGCAUACGUCCACUACCGCGUCGAGAAGCUCUUUGGCCACGAUCACCUCCCGGUGACUCCGUGCGACGACAGGCCGUAUUGGCGCCGCAUCCCUCGCGUUAACACCAUUGACAGCACGGAACUGGAAUGGCACAUUCGGUCCAACCAGCAACUGGUUCCCAGUUACUCGGAGGCCGGCCUGAUGGACCUGGCCCAGUGCCCGUCCAGCUUCAGCGGGAUCCGCCAGAACUGCGAGCGCUGCCACAGAGCCGUCAGCUGCUCCUCGGUGUUCUCCAGGAGCGCCCUCAGCGUCUGCACCGGCGCCAGCUCCCGCAUCCCUUUCAGCGGCAGCCGGUUCUCGCUGGCGAGGCGCUACGGCUCCCAGCGCAGCUGCUUCUGGCGGAGCGGCAGCCUGGACGACCAGGAGAGCCCCAGCGAAAACACCCGCUGUCUAUCGGAGCGCCUCGCCACAGGCGACGAGGGCCCCCCAGAGUACGAGGACGCACUGUGCUACCCGGUGCUCAUUGUCCACUGCAGUGAGAACUGCCACAACCACAGGUCUUUCCACAGAAAUGGCUCCUGCGUGGAGACUUCUCUAUGACUAUGCAGAACAAACACAGACGCAUUUCUGUAGCAUACAAACACUUUGGACCCCAGAGUGUGAAAACCAGUCUUAAUGUGAGAUGACCGAUUCAUGCUGUACUGUCAUGCCCUCCGAAGCCAAUGGAUCCUGAAUGUGCAAAUCACCAAAGCAAUAACAUGAACGGUGGAAAACAAAGCGACGGCGGCAUGUGAACCAACAAUGGUGGAAAAAUGACAUCUGCCUGGCUUCCACGAGCAAGCAGACAAAGACUGUUACGUAACUGUUACGGUCUCCUAAGCGUCUUACAUAUGAAAUAGAAGCUGCUGUUACCUCUCAAGACUUUUUGUCCCAAAGCCACGGGCGAGAUGAGUAGAGUCAAAAGUUCUGUUCGGUGAAAUGUCAGUCGGACAAACACAUCAGAUAAUUACAGCAAUAACCAGGAAAUUGAAUACUGUGUGAAGUGAUAACGUAGAAGGAGGAAUAUCAAUGAAACAGUUGGGGCUAUUGCAUGUUUGUUAACACACUGGUCAACGUGAAGACCCCCGAUUCUAAAAGAGACCUCACUCACUAUUAUACCUAUGAUGUUUAAAAAUGUAUAUUGUUUGUGUGAAGUGUUGUAACUUUACUUUUUGGAAGUACCUACUUUUUAUCGACAUGCCUCCUGCAUUUCUACUUCAGUUAGUGGCUUCGUGGAUUCCCCAGAAAAUAGGUAAGCUUAUUUUCCGCUGUGGGUUUAAUGUGUUAUUGGACUGUGACAAAAUGAAAGUAAAAACAGAGGGAGUGAUAUAACUAAGAAAAAAACACUUUAUUCAGAGAGACCCGUCUUGUUAGUGUUGGGCAGAGCAUUUGGUGUAACUGAUAUGCUGUUUUUACAAUGGAUUUCUCUCUUUCUUUGACUGUUGACUGUUGCUACUACCUGGCGGCUCCAGAGAGGAAAGUACCGUUCUUUUCAAUGUUGAUGUUUACAGUCGCUGUUUUUGAAACAUAUUAUCCGACCAACCGCCACUGUAGAUGCUGGAAUUAUGUCAACGUACGGCACAUGGGCACAGUUUGGAUAUCUGCAAAAAAAGGAUUUUUUUGCUUUAACAUUUGACAGCUGUUUGGUCUUGACUGAGCCAGAAACUGUUGGAUGAGGCUGUCAAUUCACACGAGCCUAACACACGAAAAUGCAUUAUGAAUUGAAUUUGUCAAUUUUUUCUUAAAUUAGACAUUUCUUUCCUACUUACUGCCAAACCGAAAACUUCUGUUCAAAAAAAGACAAGGACUUGUUUACAUUGAAUUUACAACACAUUUGAACGGACGGAUAUCACAUUGGAGGAAGACGUUUUCUCACACUGUCAUGAAACAGAGAUCUGUUAAGUCAUUAUAAUUACUAAUCAAUAUAUUGAUUUAGUGUCCCAAAAAACUCAAAAUAAUGACUUAGGUGAAAAUAUUGACUUCUAAACAUCUAGAUAUAGUUUUAAUAUCUCAAAACAUUAAUUUAGUAAGACAAAAUAUUUAAUUAGUAACGGAAAAUCAUACACAGAUUUCCUAAUAUGUUGACAUUCUCAUUAUUUUGUUUAAUUUAAGGGUACUAAUGAAUAAUUUCCAUACACAUCAGUCAUUACCAUUAUCAUCUUUUAACAUAACAAAUCACAGUGCGGUUUUAACUGCCUAAAGUCAUCAAAUCUAUGUUCAAAUUUGCAUGGUUUUCUUCUGCUAGGACAAUGUCUUGAUAACACGUGAAUGUAAACCACCAGCAUAUAUGAUACACUGUUAUACAUCUCAGUUAUGUGUCUUUAGGAGAGUAAAGGACUAAUGCUCAGUUUUUGUAUGUAAAAUGGUGAUUUCACUGUCCAGUGUAUCUCCAAUGAGAUACAGUCAGUGAAAGAGCACAUUACACACAAACGUGUCACCACGUUUCCUAAAGACAUUUUAUUAAUCUGGGCUCCUUGAAGCUCACAGGCAGAUAUGCAAGGAUGUAAAUGCACAAACCAAUUAAACUUUAUGACACUGACUUUUUUAACAUAUUGUAUGCACCCUAGAGUAUUACAUCUUGUUCUUACAUUGUUUUCAAUAAUGUGGUGACACCAGUAUUAUGCACUUAAAGUGACACUAGACAUUAUGAAUUGUAGUGAAGCUGAAUGUUGGUGUAAAUGCCAUUGAAAUAUUAAAGUAGUCAAGCUGAAAUAUUUAAAAAUGCAAAAGUUGGUCGUAAAACAAUAAGACCGCUUACAGUUUCUUGUCAAAUGUAAAAAAUAUUACUGUAGUUAUAAUCUAAUGGGCUGUAUAAAUAACGUUAUUAUCUUUUGAAAUAUGUAUUCAAUUUGAUCUUAUGUUGGAAAAAUAAAAGUUGCAAUAAAUGUUUGGGGUGAA
Messenger RNA from Gasterosteus aculeatus aculeatus (three-spined stickleback), 4121 nucleotides. Its product is annotated as transmembrane protein 151B. Lineage: Eukaryota; Metazoa; Chordata; Actinopteri; Perciformes; Gasterosteidae. The record is from RefSeq and is a predicted model, not a curated record.